Messenger RNA from Penicillium pulvis, 1236 nucleotides. Its product is annotated as M20 family metallopeptidase. The record is from RefSeq and is a predicted model, not a curated record. The transcript has 5 exons. Lineage: Eukaryota; Fungi; Ascomycota; Eurotiomycetes; Eurotiales; Aspergillaceae. The coding region runs from base 1 to 1236 and encodes 411 amino acids. Gene Ontology annotation, molecular function: dipeptidase activity.
AUGACUGUCUCCACCAUCCAAUUAGAGACCGUGCGGGCGUCCGUCGAUGCCGCACUGGAAACAUUGAACGAUUCGUUGCGCAAAUUGAACCAUGAGAUCUGGUCGAAUCCCGAACUUGCCUACCAAGAGCACCAUGCCCACGACACCAUCUGUGACUUCCUCGAACAACAGGGUUUCACCGUCACUCGCCAUGCAUAUGGAUUAGAUACUUCAUUCGAAGCCAUCAGUGGAUCAGGCGGCCGACUGAUCAACUUCAACGCCGAGUACGACGCGCUUCCCGAUAUCGGCCACGCCUGUGGACACAACCUUAUCGCGACCAGCAGUAUCGCUGCAUUCCUAGCUCUCGCCUUUGCAUUGAAGAAGUACGGGAUUCCUGGACGAGCAAAGUUAUUAGGAACACCAGCUGAGGAGAAUGGCGGAGGCAAGGCCAAGCUAAUCGAUGCGGGUGCCUACAAGGACGUGGAUAUUUGUCUUAUGGCUCACGGUGGAUCCCAGACAUUCUUCCCGGACAAGCCGGAAGUGACAGGAAUCGCCGGAACACUCAUGAACGCUCGCAAGAAUAUCCAUUGCGAGUUCUCGGGCAGGAGCGCGCAUGCGGGUGGAAAUCCUUGGGCUGGAGUUAACGCUUUGGAUGCGUUAAUUGCUUCUUAUAAUAACGUGGCAGUGCUUCGUCAGCAACUCAUGCCGGAUCAACGUGUCCAUGUUGCCUUUACAGACGUUCCUAAGGUGGCCAAUGUGAUUCCAGCGUAUACCAAGGCGUUCUGGCAGGUUCGAAGUCCGACAUUGAAAGGACUCAACUCGCUCGUCGCCAAGGUCCGCAAUUGCAUUGAAGCCGGUGCUUUGGCCACUGGUUGUCAAGUAACAGUCUCCGAGGAUGAGCUCUACACCGACGUCCGAUUGAAUGAUAAGCUCUGCGAGAGAUACCAGGUGCACAUGGGCUCGUACAACCGAAAUGUGAUGAAGCGUGACGACAAGGUCCUGACGGCAUCAUCAGAUAUCGGAAACGUUAGCUAUGUUGUCCCUACGUUACACACAAUGUUCGGCAUUCCCACGGAAGGUAACAGCUUCCCUCAUCAUCCUACAUUUACAGCUGCGGCUGGCACCGAUGCGGCACACGCUGAGGCGAUUAUUGUGGGCAAAUCGCUUUCGUUGAUUGGAUAUGAUAUAGCCACCAACGAUGAGAUGUACGAGAUCGUUCGCCGGCAAUGGCAAGAUGAAAUUGCCCGCGAGGAUUGA